CGUUCCUGGACGAGGGUUUCCUGCUGGACAAAAAGUAUCAGCCGAAGCGCAUGGGAACGCAAAGAUCUUGAUCGCCAUCACGUCGAUGGACACGGACAAAAUCAAGGUGCUUGGAUCGAACAUCAAGGCAACAUUUUUUGCUAUUUAUUGGCAGCAAACUUGGACGUUAUUUGUUGUUGUUGAACACUGCUCAACACAGAACACCAGAGAGAUGCCCGCUUCAGAAGAUUGCUCAGGCCGCCAAAGCGCCGGCUGACAAGAGGGCACGAAUGAAAAAACUGCUAGUGGUUCCGGAACCUAAGCUAAAGAAAGUCCGUGCGGGAAGUCUGUUAAAGUGCCACGAAGUACACUAAGAAGUAUGCCCACAUGUAGCGUGGAGUGAUGGAAAAGGCAUGCGAGGCCAAGAAGGUCGAAAAUAUCUACAUUCCGACCGGGACGAAGGUUGUCUUCGUCAUGCGUGUUCGUAGGUCGAUCGGCAGGUUUCUUUAUCAAGUGCUGCUGCUGUUUCAUCUGAACCAAAUUAGCAACCCCAACCUGUACAAGGAUACCAACAACAUGCUGCGCAUUGCCGACUCACACAUCACUCACGGCUACCCCUUGCUCAAGUAGAUCCGCAGCCUAAUCUUCAAACGCGGCUGCGUCAAGCUGCAUCCCGACCAAGGACAACUUUGAAACAUCCUCCAGCUCGCAGAACGUCCAUGCGACGCUAGACGUUUUCAACCAGCUGGGUAAUCUUUUUAACCAGCUGGGCAUGUGGUACUGGCUGUGUUCAACAAGGGUGGACACUCCAGACUGGACGUUCCCGAGUCCCGAGACCACGUUUCAACCCAUCGAAGAGACCAUCAACUUGAUGCGCAAGAAGGUGGUCCACCCGUGACAUGUACAGUGUUGAGGCGACUGGAAUUGCGGCCCCUGCCUGGACCGUACGCCACUGGACUCGCGAUGACAGCUGUGUGUCUGUCACUCUGCGACUGUCAACACAGUGCGUAAAAGGAAGUGGUAGUUGUCUUUGUUGUGAAUAAAUUUUAUUAUUGUUUUGUUAGUCAGAAGAACGACACGCGUUUUAUUUGUUGGACGAAAGUGUCCUUUUAAUUUGUUUAAUUAUUACACCCCCACGACCUGCAACUCGACCACCCUGUGGGUGUCGUCCGGGGGGUUGUAAAAGUGGCGACGAGUCCGGUCCUUUUGGACGAAUUUUCAACCGGUCCAAAAGUGACCCACGCGGAGGAGGAAAAACAGCGGAAUGGAAGGAGUUCCGGAUCAAGCCAUCCUUGAUGCCGGCCAGAACCAGCAGACGGCGGACGUGCCGCAGGCACCGUUGGCAGCCGGUCAGCAACAUCAUUCGCCGUUCCUCCAGAUUCCACUACAUGCAGCGCCGUACGUCGAGUACUUCGAGCAACAUCGAGGUUAUGUUCGGGAGCUCUUUCGGCAGCAGCAGGAAGCACUUCAACGUCAGCUGGUGGAGAUGCAGCUGCAGCAGCUGGCAUUCAUGCAGCAUCAGCAGCGGUUCAUCAGUAGCAUCAUGACGUCGAUGAAGGUGCAGGCCCAACCGUGCCUGGAUGCGACAUCGGACUCGCUUGGCAGCGGCAACGCGGAGGAGUUCGAAACCGAUUCGGAUGGCGACGGUGUGCCCACGGCCUGGCACGAGCGAAAAGAAAAGCUGCUGCAGAAGAAGAAGGUGCGCUCGCUGGACAAGCUGGCGGAAGUUCUACUGUGCGGGAACGAUGGUGGAGAUGAAGAAGUUUUCGAGCAGCAGGUGCUGGUUGAAUCGUGUGCUCGAGGUUACCGUGAUGACGUCACCGAGUACGUGUUUGAGGUGAGCCAUCCUACGACGGGAACACCCUUGCACUCACCGCCAGAUCCGUGGCCCAAGCCGACGGGAUCGUGGAUGGGUGAGAGUGUCGAAUUCGCCGGACUGACCGAACACCCACUGUGGUUCGUUGCGAAUGUCAACACCAGUCAACAACUUCACUCAGCUGUGAUCGAUCAAGCGAGUAAAAGUGCCACGGCAUUCCGCAGCGCGCGACGACCUCGAAUUGCUGUCGGUGCUCCACCACCUGGAGAACGGUAUGGAGAACGAAUCCUUUCGAAGCUGGAGUUUGAGCCACCACCACAAGUAGCAACAACAACGCUGCCAGGUGAGCAACAACGAAAAAUCUGCGUGAAUGUGCCAGUGACAGACGCGAACACAAGCGCGAACAACAGCAAGUUCGGUCGUGUGAUGUACUGGACAGUCAACCUCCGCGCAGUCCGGCAAAUUGGUUGUAUUGGAUUGGAGAAACAGAAAAAGUCCAACGACGUCUGGUUGGAGUCGCGCGAACAUUCCAGGUCAUCUGCGAUGUUGGGUUCAACCACGCCAUCGCCGUCGCGGUUCGAUGCAUUGAAGCAGCCAACGUGGAGUCUGGGUCGGCCUCCGGAGCAUUCAAGAUCGGUAGUACGGGUCUUUCAGCGUUUGUCUCGUCUACUACUUCAACAACAACAACACCCUCGCAAUCCUGAGCGGAUGUGCACGUGUACUGGUGCCACGUGGAUUUUCACCAGGAAGAUGCCUGACGUUGGUAGACCGUACCACCUCAAUUGAAGAGGGGGGAUGUUGAGGCGACUGGAAUUGCGGCCCCUGCCUGGACCGUACGCCACUGGACUCGCGAUGACAGCUGUGUGUCUGUCACUCUGCGACUGUCAACACAGUGCGUAAAAGGAAGUGGUAGUUGUCUUUGUUGUGAAUAAAUUUUAUUAUUGUUUUGUUAGUCAGAAGAA
Molecule: messenger RNA, 2757 nt
Organism: Culex quinquefasciatus (southern house mosquito)
Lineage: Eukaryota; Metazoa; Arthropoda; Insecta; Diptera; Culicidae
Exons: 2
Coding region: 1244-2581 (445 amino acids)
Source: RefSeq, a predicted model, not a curated record